UCAAAGUUAGGCUCCACCCCAUCAGCGUAUCCUGAGUUGAAUUCAGCUUUAUAUAUUCACCCUCCUCUUUUUUACCUACGUAUUGAUGGGUAUUGUUUCAUUUUUACUUGCUCCACACCAGACUGGUGGGAAAGGGGUAGCUGUGCUGAAUUCUCCACUGUAGUCUAAUCACACUCACAUUAGAAUCUGUGCUCGUGGUUCCAAUGGUUUUAUAUAUUGGACUUCCUGAACGGACUAGUGCUCAGAGGAGAUGAAGUUUAGGUAAUAUCAUCUAACUGAGGUGUGAGUUUCAGAAGGCUUCGGAGAGCGUGAAGGGGGCAGAUGCAUAAGCAAUUGACCAAGACGCAAAGUCACUGUGAUCUCCAACGCCCCGGUUACCAACAGUGUCCAAGGAUCUCGACGCUGUUUCAUCCACCAAGACCUCAAGCAAACACAAGCGACAUUCUCAGAGCGGAGAUGACUUGGGUGGGAAGACUUGGAUGAAAGAAGGUCCGGGAAUAUGGAUGACUAUUUCAUGUUGAAGGGUUUAAGACUGCUCAGUGUCUUCCUCAUAGCCAAAGUGUUUCGGGUCACUGGCUGUCCCUACGGCUGCAAUUGUAGCCAGUUUUCAAUCAACUGCACGGGCGCUCACCUCCAGCAGUUCCCACUGGACAUCCCCUUUGCUACCAAACAACUGCUCUUCUGUAAUAACAACAUCUCCGGCCUCCCCGUCCACCUCAACUACCUGGGCGGGCUGGUUCACCUGGAUCUCAGCAACAACUCGCUGGCCGAGAUCUCCCAGAGCGCCUUGGUCAACAUGCAGAGGUUGGUGUAUCUGGACCUCAGCCGCAACCGUCUGCGGGAGCUCACCCACCUCGCCUUCAGCUACCUGGCUAAUAUGGUGGUGCUGAAAGUGAGCGGCAACAAGGAGUUGACUUUCGUGGACAGCCGGGCGCUCUCUGCAAACCCCAAGCUGCAAGACCUUGACUUGAGCGGGAACGGUUUGACCUUCAUAGAUGUCAACAUCUUGUCUGCGCUCACUCACCUCAGAUCAGUGCGCUUGGCAGGAAACCCUUGGGUGUGCAAUUGCAACUCGGAAAACCUAAUUAGUUGGAUAAGAAGAAACAGGCGAAUUAUUCCAGAUGUUGCAGAAGUCACCUGUGCAUUUCCAGAUUCUUUGCAAGGAGUCCUUGUCACGGAAAUUGCAGAUAGACUAUUCCCACUCUGUCAUAGGAAACGGGAAUUUAAACUGAGCGAAAUCCUUUACUUUUGCCUAAUCGGCCCAGGGCUAUUUUCGGCAAGCAUUGCACUCAACUUGACUUUCAGCUUGUUGAUGGUUUUCCACAAGAGGAUCAAGAAGAAAGAUAUGAAGCACUAUCGCAAACUCCGCAGGGCCAUCUCGUUUAAAUACUCCAAGCGGCCGAACUUAAUUAUUCAGCAAAUCAAUACCAAAGCCUUCGCAAAUGGGGGUGCAACAAUCGGAGUGCAACUCAGCAGAUGACUUUACAUCUGACCUGUUACUGUGAAAGGAUGUCCACACUGAGAAUGACCAUAGGAUAUGAAGUAAAAUUACAGUAUUGCCUUAAUGUCGACACAAUCAGAAAACCAUCUCAAUCAAUAGGAUUUACAAUUGCUAUUCUGAAACUCCAUCUCGUCGCAUGUUGAACCUCAAGGAUUUUUACACAUUUAUUUGUUGGAAACCAGAAUCAGGUUUUAGGAUUCAAAAUUCUGCAAAUGAAAUUUGUUAACAGUGUAAUUUUAUUUUUUUAAAUUAUUUUUCCGUUAGAUAAACUAAAAUUGUGAAUGUUAGAUCAUUAUCAACUCUGUCUCUCUGUAAAACAAUGCCGUGAUAAUUCAUUUCAUAUGAGCAAUUUUGAAACAAUGAAUGUAGAGAAUAAAUUAACUGGCAGGAACACAUGGAAACUCUCUGUACAGAUUAAAGAGAUUUGGUGGUUAGAAGUGUUUGCUUUGACUCAUUUAUUCUUUUUAAAAUUGGGCCAAGUUUGGCUUUCAAUAAGAUUUUAAAUAAAGCAUUCAACAGAGGUUGAAUGUUGAAAUGAGUUAUUCUUUAUACCUUGCAGAGCUGGUGUGAAUCCAGCAUAGGCUGAUGUAAAAGAAGGCCCUUCUAUCAUAGUCAUACAGUGUGGAAACAGGCCCUUCGGCCCAACUUGCCCAUGCCGACCAAUAUGCCCCAUGUAGGGAAUAGAUAGGGUGAAUACAGAGAGGUUUUUUACCCAGGAUCAGGAAACAGGAACCAGAGGUUUACGAUCAGAAACAAGAGAUUAUAUUCAAGAAUCUAGAUUUAAGGUGAGAGGGAAAUGAUUUCAUAGGAACCUGAGGAGUAACAUUUGCAUACAGGGGGUGGUGGGCAUUUGGAACGAGCUGCCAGAGGAGGUAAUAAAGACAGGAAAGUAAAUUCCGUUAGUACAGUUUAGUUUGGAAACAGGCC
Messenger RNA from Leucoraja erinaceus (little skate), 2428 nucleotides. Its product is annotated as leucine-rich repeat-containing protein 52-like. The record is from RefSeq and is a predicted model, not a curated record. Gene Ontology annotation, molecular function: protein binding. The coding region runs from base 500 to 1480 and encodes 326 amino acids. The transcript is spliced from 3 exons. Lineage: Eukaryota; Metazoa; Chordata; Chondrichthyes; Rajiformes; Rajidae.